This is a messenger RNA of Acanthochromis polyacanthus (spiny chromis), 1317 nucleotides long. Its product is annotated as involucrin-like. NCBI's taxonomy places the organism in Eukaryota, Metazoa, Chordata, Actinopteri, Pomacentridae. The transcript is spliced from 2 exons. Bases 567 to 1202 code for a protein of 211 amino acids. The record is from RefSeq and is a predicted model, not a curated record.
CCAGAACCAGUAAACAUGUCCACCAGAGACCAGAACCAGGAAGCAGGUCCAGCAGAGACCAGAACCAGGAAGCAGGUCCUCCAGAGACCAGAACCAGUAAACAUGUCCAGCAGAGACCAGAACCAGGAAGCAGGUCCAGCAGAGACCAGAACCAGGAAGCAGGUCCAGCAGAGACCAGAACCAGGAAGCAGGUCCUCCAGAGACCAGAACCAGGAAGCAGGUCCAGCAGAGACCAGAACCAGGAAGCAGGUCCUCCAGAGACCAUAACCAGGAAGCAGGUCCAACAGAGACCAGAACCAGGAAGCAGGUCCAGCAGAGACCAGAACCAGGAAGCAGGUCCUCCAGAGACCAGAACCAGGAAGCAGGUCCACCAGAGACCAGAACCAGGAAGCAGGUCCAGCAGAGACCAGAACCAGGAAGCAGGUCCACCAGAGACCAGAACCAGUAAACAUGUCCACCAGAGACCAGAACCAGGAAGCAGGUCCACCAGAGACCAGAACCAGGAAGCAGGUCCACCAGAGACCAGAAUCAGGAAGCAGGUCCAACAGAGACCAGAACCAGUAAACAUGUCCACCAGAGACCAGAAUCAGGAAGCAGGUCCAACAGAGACCAGAACCAGUAAACAUGUCCACCAGAGACCAGAACCAGGAAGCAGGUCCAGCAGAGACCAGAACCAGGAAGCAGGUCCACCAGAGACCAGAAUCAGGAAGCAGGUCCAACAGAGACCAGAACCAGUAAACAUGUCCACCAGAGACCAGAAUCAGGAAGCAGGUCCAACAGAGACCAGAACCAGUAAACAUGUCCACCAGAGACCAGAAUCAGGAAGCAGGUCCAGCAGAGACCAGAACCAGGAAGCAGGUCCACCAGAGACCAGAACCAGGAAGCAGGUCCAACAGAGACCAGAACCAGUAAACAUGUCCACCAGAGACCAGAAUCAGGAAGCAGGUCCAACAGAGACCAGAACCAGUAAACAUGUCCAACAGAGACCAGAACCAGGAAGCAGGUCCAACAGAGACCAGAACCAGGAAGCAGGUCCAGCAGAGACCAGAACCAGUAAACAUGUCCAGCAGAGACCAGAACUGGGAAGCAGGUCCAGCAGAGACCAGAACCAGGAAGCAGGUCCAACAGAGACCAGAACUAGGAAGCAGGUCCAACAGAGACCAGAACCGGGAAGCAGGUCCAGCAGAGACCAGAACCAGUAAACAUGUCCAGCAGAGACCAGAACUGGGAAGCAGGUCCAGCAGAGACCAGAACCAGGAAGCAGGUCCAACAGAGACCAGAACCAGUAAACAUGUCCAACAGAGACCAGAACCAGGA